AUGGCUCCUCAACUCGUUUUCGGGACAGGUGUGGUCGGCAUGGGCGACACCGAGUUCCCAGACAGCGAGUCCGUCACACAGCUGCUCCACACGCUCAAGCAGCUCGGCAUCAACCGCCUGGACACAGCUGCACGUUACCCGCCUUUCGAUCCGGGCAAAUCCGAGCAGCUCAUUGGCGCAUCCGGUGUGCUCAGCGACUCCUUCAUAGUCGACACAAAGGUGUACACCGAGGUCGGUGACGGAAGUGGAGACCUGGCUCAGGAGGCCAUGCAGAAGUCAGUGAACGGCAGCCUCGAGCGCCUGCAUCGACCACAGGGUGUCAACAUUCUCUUCGCUCACCGCCCGGAUCCAGCCACGCCGCUCGAGGAGCAGGUACAGGGCUUCCAGAACCAGAUCGCACAGGGUCACGCGCGGGAAUGGGGCUUAGCGAACCAUCCGCCCGAGACCCUUCAGAGGAUCAUAGAUCUGUGCGAGGAGAAAGGCUGGGUAAAGCCGAAAUGGUAUCAGGGCACCUACAACAUGCUCACGCGUGGCAUGGAGACCCGCCUUCUACCUAUAUUGCGUGCCCAUGGCAUAUUGUUCCUCGCCUCUCAUGCCCUAGCCUCGGGUUUCCUGACGGGCAAGCACAUCGACGCGGAAGGAAGGCCUACGGGCCGUUUUGCCAAAAACAACAGCUAUAAUGCUCCGGAGCUGUCCGCCGCGAUGAAGGAAUUCGUGUCUGGUUGCAAAGCACAUGCGCUGCCGCCAUUCGAGGUGGCCAGCCGCUGGAUCGCUCACCACUCGGCUCUCGGCGAUGACGACGGCAUCGUCAUAGGAGCGAGUAAGGUAGCCCAGGUCAGCGCCACCGUGACCAAUAUCCGAAAAGGCCCACUUCCUGCGCCAGUGGUCGUUCUGACGGAGGACCUCUGGAACUCUGUCAAGCCCAUUCGUGGCUCGACGAUAUGA
Molecule: messenger RNA, 945 nt
Organism: Diaporthe amygdali
Lineage: Eukaryota; Fungi; Ascomycota; Sordariomycetes; Diaporthales; Diaporthaceae
Exons: 1
Coding region: 1-945 (314 amino acids)
Source: RefSeq, a predicted model, not a curated record